Molecule: messenger RNA, 1711 nt
Organism: Prorocentrum cordatum
Lineage: Eukaryota; Dinophyceae; Prorocentrales; Prorocentraceae
Source: the annotation of a GenBank genome assembly
AUGAUGCGGCGCGCUGGUGUUGCAGCGGUUCUGUGUGGGGAGCUGUCCGCGUGUUCGCACGCUUUCGUCGUGAAGCACGAUCGCCACAUCACCGCAGGCACGGGCAGCGACGAAUCGGUGCUCGACCAGGGAGCAGCAGACGAAGACACAGCGGGGAAGUUUCUGUCGAGUCACCACAGCAGCCAGUACUUCAUCGCCGACCUCGAUGAUGACCGCAUGAUGCUUGUGACCGACCUUGGGGAGGGCUCUGCGCUGGACAGUCACGAGGGGAUAAUCGCAGACGAGGUGAGCUUAACGUUGUCACCCAGAGCUCGCCAGAAUGCCCAUGCUGCACAAUUCGAGGCAGAGUUCAAGAUUCAUUUGAACAUGACCCAGGCCCACGCCACAGGCAUGCCCAUGGGGCUAGAGCUCUCAUUCGAUACCGACUAUCAGCCCGUGUCGGUCAGCAAGGUCAAGAAAAACGGCCUUGUGGAGGAGUGGAACACGGCGAACCCUGGCAACGAUGUACACGUGGGCGACGAGAUCGUUCAGGUCAACAGCAUCCAGUGGCACCACAACACCCCUGAUUUCGUCAAGCGCAUCAGCGGCCAGUUCAAGGCCGGACGCAAGCUGACGGCUGGGGCGAAUGAGUUGUUGACUCUCUACAUCCAGAGGCCGAAGCAACAGAGUCACAAGCGCUUCCCGGCGCAGCGGGAGGACGCCCAUCACAAAGCUUACCCCGUUGAGUUCGAUGCCAAGCUUACCGUUCUCCCGUUGGGGCUGCCCACGAGCGCCUCGGAGAACGAGGUCAUGGGCUGGGAGUUGUACGCCAAGAACGACUGGGACCCGGUGUCGAUCGGCAACGUCACGAGCAGCGGCGCCAUCGCCGCCUACAACAGGGCCAACCCAGACCGCGCCAUCAUGGCCGGGGACGAGAUCGUCAAGGUCAAUGAGGUCGCUUGGCACCACAGCGCCAAGAUCUUCCGGCAGCGCAUCGCGCAGAAGUGCACGAUCUUCCGCAGGCAGGCGUCGGGGUCCGAGCCGCUGGUCCUCUCCAUCCGCCGGCCAGCUGCGGUCCACCAGGCUGCGGAGGCGGCGAAGGAUGCCUCACUGGCUGCGGCCCAGGGCCGCGUCGACCCAGCCCAAAGUUCUGCUGCGCCCGAGCCGACGCUGAAGAGCAGCGGGCCGUCGGAAGAGCGAGUCCGAACUCUCGCCGAGUCCCUCCAGGCGGCAACCGACAGGGUCGGGGCCCUGAGUGCAGAGCGCAGCGAGGUCGUCCAGCAGCUCUCCCAGCUCGUGCGCAGGAAGGCGAACAUCUCGGCCGAGCUGGCCGCCGCGGAGGAGGCCCAGGAGGAGCUGGAGGCCGAGCGCGACGAGGCCCUGCGGAGGGCGGCGCCCGCGGAGCAGCCAGGGGGCGCCCCCGGAGCGGGCAGCGGGGCGGUGGCCUCGGCGCCGCCGGCGCAGACACCCCCGGGCGCCUCGGAGGAGGACGGCAGGCCUGCGCCCCCCGGGAGUGCCAACGACGGCGGCGCGGUCGGCGCCUCGGAAGGUGACGAACAGCCCGGUGCCCCCGAGAGCGGCGACGACGUGAUCGGCGCUUCGGAGGGUGGCGACGAGUAGGCGCCCAGGUGGGGCGGUGCCCCAGGCUUCACAUCUCCCGUCCCACCUCCAGGGAGUAAAAGAAGUUCGGUUGUUGCAUCGACUCUUGAAUCUCCUGCCUCCUAGCUGCGGC